This is a messenger RNA of Kwoniella shivajii, 450 nucleotides long. RefSeq lists its product as uncharacterized. The coding region runs from base 1 to 450 and encodes 149 amino acids. The transcript has 6 exons. The record is from RefSeq and is a predicted model, not a curated record. NCBI's taxonomy places the organism in Eukaryota, Fungi, Basidiomycota, Tremellomycetes, Tremellales, Cryptococcaceae.
AUGUCAUCUUCUGUACCUGAAUAUAAUCCACAACACGAAGAGAACCAUCAACAAUUAUCGACUGAUCGAAAUCCAUUGACGGACGCUACGUUGACGAUCAGAGUGAUCAAAUCGUUCGAGUUCAGGACUCAGAAGAGCCUGGUUGUGAAACAUCUGAAUUUGGAGGAAUUGUCUGUUGCACAAUUGAUGGAUCUAGUUAGAGAUGAUAUCAAGAAACAAUCAGGAUGGAAACCAUACCGAACACUCGUCCUUGACACGAUGAAACUCUACACUGUAGCUCACGGUCACAAGACAACGAAUCUUAUCAUUAACUUAGAUCACGAUGAAUGGAUAUUAGAUCCUUCCAAAAUACUGAAGGAUAUAGGAGCUCAAAACGAAACUGAAAUAUCAUUCUUCAAUAGAGAAUCUUAUGAUAAAUUCAAAGCUAAUCCCGAGGUGAAAUGGGAUUAG